GUUGUGGUGAUCAUAUGGUCGAGUGUAUCGCUGAGGGAGACACGACACGAGACUGUGACUCUUGAACACAAGAAUGAUCUCAGGCAUUUGGAAAAUCACAAAGUGAAAAUCUAACUAUGAAGGGACCUUCGCCAUCAGAGGAAAAGAUGUCAUCAAAUACUACCCCUCAUUCAGAAUCUCAGAUGGUUCCGUCUGCGCUUGAAUCAUCAUCAAGUCAAAAUAUAUCCAACAAUCCUGGAGAAACUGAUAGUAACACAACAAUGGAAGUAGUCUCCACCAAGUCUGCCAACUCAGCAUCAACAGAAAUCUCUUCAACCAAGGAACCAAGUGUCAGCACAGAAAUUACAAGUCCAGUAAAGCCUACUGAAGCUAAUGGUAACACAAUAAUGGAAGUAACACCUGACAUCACUGCAAAUCCAGCAUCAACAAAUGUCUCGUCAGGCAAUGAAUUGAAUUCUAGUAAAGGUCAUGCAAAUGGUAUUAAUAAUCCAAAUAUUGGGAUGAAUAUAUGA
Molecule: messenger RNA, 512 nt
Organism: Penaeus indicus
Lineage: Eukaryota; Metazoa; Arthropoda; Malacostraca; Decapoda; Penaeidae
Exons: 3
Coding region: 117-512 (131 amino acids)
Source: RefSeq, a predicted model, not a curated record